AUGGCCGUGCGUCAAACAACACAGGACACCCGCUUUACGGAUUUCCUUCGACUUCUCGUCGAUAAAGAGGACAAUGUGGCUCUCAAAUUUUUUCUGAAGAAUCAGGACAAGUUUCUCACAGAAGAAGCAUGUGGUCCAAUGUCCAAACUAUUCAAGAAGAGACUGGCUGACCGGGCUGAAGAGGACAAGGCGUAUGCUAAGAUUGUCGUUGAGGCAGAGGAACGCAGGAAACGCCUGGAAGAAGAUUACGCCAAAAAAAUGGAGGAAUUUGAAGCCCGAAGACGACGAAAUGACACUACUGGUAUUGAGCAACUGGACAUGCGUCCGGCAUCACCCGCUACUCGACGCUUGAUUUACACUGGUGUCUCCGCCGAAGGAAAUGGCAGGGCAAAGUACUUGAAAGUUCGCAACCGCCAAGGUCCGGACGAAAAGUUUGGCAUGAAGUUAUCCUCCGCGUGGAACGUUGGCUGGCGCCUAUCGGACAACAUUAAACUCGAUGAUAUCAAGAAGUCGCAGUUUGCACGCACCUCCGUAAUGCAAAACACCGUGUACGGCGUAAAUGGCAUUCCAUUCAGUCCCAUUGAAGAGGACAAGCGGGUAUGGUAUAACUGA
Messenger RNA from Dibothriocephalus latus, 612 nucleotides. The record is from the annotation of a GenBank genome assembly. NCBI's taxonomy places the organism in Eukaryota, Metazoa, Platyhelminthes, Cestoda, Diphyllobothriidea, Diphyllobothriidae.